Molecule: messenger RNA, 1448 nt
Organism: Rana temporaria (common frog)
Lineage: Eukaryota; Metazoa; Chordata; Amphibia; Anura; Ranidae
Gene: GOT1
Product: glutamic-oxaloacetic transaminase 1
Exons: 9
Coding region: 79-1320 (413 amino acids)
Biological process (GO): L-aspartate biosynthetic process
Cellular component (GO): cytosol
Molecular function (GO): pyridoxal phosphate binding; L-aspartate:2-oxoglutarate transaminase activity
Source: RefSeq, a predicted model, not a curated record
CUGUUGGUGUCCCCGCCCCCGGUACUAAGCUGGUGAAGGUGAAGGUUAGCGCUCAGUGUCCCCGGAUCAGAGAUCAGUAUGGCGGCUUCUUCUAUCUUCUCCUCCGUCCCUCAGGCGCCGCCGGUCGCCGUCUUCAAGCUCACCGCUGACUUCCGAGCGGACAGCGACUCCCGCAAGGUCAACCUGGGAGUGGGAGCGUACCGUACGGAUGACUCCCAGCCCUGGGUCCUGCCGGUGGUGAAGAAGGUGGAGCAGAAGAUAGCCAGUGACCACUCGCUGAACCACGAGUACCUACCCAUCCUCGGACUCCCAGAAUUCCGCUCCAGCGCCUCCAGGAUCGCUCUGGGAGAGGACAGUCCGGCCUUUAAGGACGACAGGGUGGGUGGCGUGCAGUCUCUGGGUGGUACAGGAGCGCUACGCAUUGGAGCAGAGUUCUUGAGGCGCUGGUACAAUGGAACCAACAACACGGCGACCCCCAUCUACAUCUCCGCUCCCUCCUGGGAGAACCAUAACGCGGUGUUUAUUGAUGCUGGAUUUAAGGACAUCAGGGCGUACCGCUAUUGGGAUGCUGCUAAUCUGGGGCUGGACCUGAAGGGACUGUUGGAAGAUUUAGAGAAAGCUCCGGAGCACUCCAUCUUUGUCUUGCAUGCUUGUGCACACAAUCCUACAGGAACAGACCCCACCCAGGAGGAAUGGAAGCAGAUAGGCGACGUUAUGAAGAGGCGAUUCCUCUUCCCAUUCUUUGACUCGGCAUAUCAGGGAUUUGCCUCCGGAAAUCUGGACAAGGACGCCUGGGCCGUACGUUACUUCGUAUCUCAAGGAUUUGAGCUGUUCUGUGCUCAGUCCUUUUCCAAGAACUUUGGACUCUACAACGAAAGAGUCGGAAACUUGACGGUUGUUGGCAAAGACAGUGAUAACGUCAGCCGCGUCUUGUCUCAAAUGGAGAAGAUCGUGCGCACAACUUGGUCCAAUCCGCCAUCACAAGGAGCCCGCAUUGUCGCCACCACCCUGACCACCCCGGAGCUGUUUGAUGAAUGGAGGGACAAUGUGAAAACGAUGGCGGACCGCGUCCUGCUCAUGAGAGCUGAGCUGAAGUCCAGACUGGAGGCUCUCAAGACCCCGGGAACUUGGAAGCACAUCGUGGAGCAGAUUGGAAUGUUCAGCUUCACGGGUCUCAAUCCCAAGCAAGUUGAAUACCUCAUCAAAGAGAAGCACAUUUAUCUGAUGGCGAGCGGUCGCAUUAACAUGUGCGGUCUGACGACAAAGAACCUGGACUACGUAGCUCAGUCUAUAUAUGAAGCCGCCACCAAGAUUCACUAAAAACAUCCGGCAGUGUUAGAUCGGUGAUGUGAAAUGUCACUUUGUAUAGUCAUCCUUCUGUUUUUGUUUUUUUUGUUUUGUAUUUAAUUCUCACCAUGGCUUUAAUGGAACAAACUAUCUGGGGGGGG